This is a messenger RNA of Elgaria multicarinata webbii, 763 nucleotides long. It is a transcript of the gene CLDN5, whose product is annotated as claudin 5. Gene Ontology annotation, biological process: bicellular tight junction assembly; cell adhesion. Gene Ontology annotation, cellular component: plasma membrane; bicellular tight junction. Bases 1 to 669 code for a protein of 222 amino acids. The record is from RefSeq and is a predicted model, not a curated record. Lineage: Eukaryota; Metazoa; Chordata; Lepidosauria; Squamata; Anguidae. The transcript has a single exon. Gene Ontology annotation, molecular function: structural molecule activity.
AUGGCGGCGUCGGCGGCGGUGCAGCUGCUGGGCUUGUCGCUGAGCGUGGUGGGCUGGGCCGGCGUGAUCCUGGUGGCCGGCUUGCCCAUGUGGCGCGUGACGGCCUUCAUGGAGGCCAACAUCGUGGUGGCGCAGACCACGUGGGAGGGCCUGUGGAUGUCGUGCGUGGUGCAGAGCACGGGCCAGAUGCAGUGCAAGGUGCACGACUCCGUCCUGGCGCUGAGCGGCGAGCUGCAGGCCGGCCGGACGCUGAUGGUGAUGGGCGCGCUGCUGGGCCUGGUGGCGCUGCUGGUGACCGUGGUGGGCGCGCAGUGCACCACCUGCCUGCGCGGCGGCCGCCUCAAGGACUGGGUGGCGGCGGCGGGCGGCGCGCUCUUCGUGGCCUGCGGCCUGCUGGUGCUGGUGCCGCCCUGCUGGUUCGCGCACAACAUCAUCGCCAACUUCUACGACCCCAACGUGCCGCAGUCGCAGAAGCGCGAGAUGGGCGCCGCCCUCUACCUCGGCUGGGCCACCGCCGCCCUGCUGCUGCUGGGCGGCGGGCUCAUCUGCGCCUCGGGCGUGUGCAAGGGCGAGCUCUCCGCCUUCCCCGUCAAGUACGCGGCCCCCCGGCGGCCCCCGACCGCCACCGCCGCCUCCAACGGCGACUACGACAAGAAGAACUACGUCUGAGGGCGCCGCUCCACGGCCGGAGGCAGGAACUCGGGGAAGGGGAGAGCGCAAGACGCCACGUUGCUUUGGGGAGGGGGGCUGGGUCGGUGGCCCC